This is a messenger RNA of Olea europaea var. sylvestris, 1671 nucleotides long. RefSeq lists its product as uncharacterized. NCBI's taxonomy places the organism in Eukaryota, Viridiplantae, Streptophyta, Magnoliopsida, Lamiales, Oleaceae. The record is from RefSeq and is a predicted model, not a curated record. The transcript is spliced from 4 exons. The coding region runs from base 1 to 1671 and encodes 556 amino acids.
AUGGCAGUUGCUUUGACUGGCAGAGCACUGGGUAGCUUACCAAGUAACAUGAAAAUAAACCCGAAGGAGCAUGCUAAGGUAAUUACAACUCGAAGUGGAAAGCAAUUGCCAAAAAUCCGUGUAAAAAGGUCGGGUGUAAAUCAAGAAACAAAAUCUCCAACGAUGGAAGAUCCUAUAGAGCAUGACGAACAGAUAGAGGAAUCCAUCCCAGCUGAAAAACCAUGCAAAACACAAGGUAAAGCAACUAUUAACCCUCAUGAGCCUUCCAUAAAUUUUCCACAAAGGCUAAAAAAGCAGAAAUUGGAGCAACAAUACAAGAAAUUUCUUGAAGUUUUUAAGAAACUCCACAUUAACAUCCCACUCGCACAAUACAAGAAAUUUCUCGAAAUCUUCAAGAAGCUUCACAUUAAUAUCCAGCUCGCUGAUGUACUAUUCCAGAUGCCUAGCUAUGCAAAGUUCCUAAAGGACAUGCUAUUAAAUAAAUGCAAGUUAGGGGACCACAAGACAGUAAUGCUAAUGGAGAAGUACAGCGCCAGAAUUCAGAAAAAGCUCCAAUCGAAAUUGAAAGAUCCAAGGAGUUUUACUAUUCCUUACACUAUUGUUAAAUUGGCUGAUCGGUCAUUGACUCAACCCAAGGGAAUAAUAGAAGACUUGCUUAUUAAGGUUGUAAAAUUCAUAUUCCCUAUGGAUUUCCUAAUUUUGGACAUGGAAGAGGACAAGGACAUCUCGUUGAUACUUGGCAUACUGUUCUUGCCAAUAUGGAGAGCUUUGAUCGAUGUUCAGAAUGGACAAUUGAUUUUGAGAUUGGGAGAAGAGCAAAUUUUGUUUAAUAUCUUCAAGACAAUGAAACUAUCUAUAGAGUCAGACAGUUGCUUCCAGAUUGAUGUGAUUGACAAGGUGGUUCAAGAUUCAUUUUUGCUACACAAUCUAUCAGAUGCCUAUGAAGCUUACAUUGUACACUCUCAAUCAAUGCAGUUCGAUUCAGUGGAGAUAGAAACAUGUGCAAGGUUUUUGGAUACUAACCAACCGUAUACACUUAGAAGGUAUUUUGAAGAGCUUAGGACAGGACCCACGAAACCACUACCAUCCAUUCAGCAGCCACCGAAAUUAGAACUUAAGCAGCUACAACCACAUCUUAGAUAUGCAUACUUGGGGGAGUCUUGUACACUCUUGGUUAUCAUCUCAAACAUAGUCAGUGAAGUGGAAGAGGAUAAACUGCUUAGGGUACUCAAGGAGAAUAAAAUAGCAAUUGGAUGGACUAUAGCAGAUAUCAAAGGGAUUAGCCCUUCACUGUGUAUGCAUAAAAUUCUCAUGGAUGAGAAUUACCGACCAACCAUAGAGAGUCAAAGGAGGUUGAACCCAACUAUGAAGAAGUUGGUUAGAGCCGAGCUACAAGAAAAGAUCACUUUUCCCUUCCAUUUAUUGAUCAAAUGCUGGAGAGAUUGGCAGGCCACUCGCAUUACUAUUUUCUCGGCGGGUAUUCAGGAGAAACGCCACUUCAUGAAGCAAGAAGGAAUUGUACUUGGGCAUCUGAUCUCAGCAAAAGGAAUUGAGGUGGACAAAGCAAAAAUUCAAGUUAUUAAGAAGCUACUAUCGCCAACAUCAGUUAAAGAAGCUCACAGUUUCUUGGGACAUACAGGGUUCUACAAGAGAUUUAUUAAGGAUUUUUGA